Cryptomeria japonica (Japanese cedar) is the source of this 1408-nucleotide messenger RNA. Its product is annotated as zinc finger A20 and AN1 domain-containing stress-associated protein 4. Gene Ontology annotation, molecular function: DNA binding; zinc ion binding. The record is from RefSeq and is a predicted model, not a curated record. The coding region runs from base 492 to 1025 and encodes 177 amino acids. The transcript is spliced from 2 exons. Lineage: Eukaryota; Viridiplantae; Streptophyta; Pinopsida; Cupressales; Cupressaceae.
GAAACAGCUUCUCUCGCCGCACAUUAUAUCGAAGGGCGUGACUAGCUGUUUACGGAAAUAAUAAAAUAGAAUUAUAAACUAACGAUCUCGGAGAUGUCGUUAUUGGAGUGGGUGGGUGAAUGUGCUGCCCCGUUAACCGGCUUCAUUUCUUAUGGUCGUAUUAAUAUUAAAUAAAUUAAAGAAUUGAAAAUCAAAGUAGCUGGAUUCUUCUAAUUACUUGCCUUUUUCCUCCUUUAAACGUGCGUAUCGCCCCUCUUUUUCUUUGGAAGGAAGGCUAACUUGCGUGUGGCUCUGUUCUGUUGUUGAGGGUUUCGGGAGCUUGUAAAGCUUCCGUUAAGUCUGUGCAAUCGUCGGUGCGAUCUUUCGAAGCCUCGAAGAUUUGGAAGAAAUUUGCAGCGGAGAUUUCGACUCUUCCGUCGGCAUAAUUGUAACUUGUGGUAAAUUGAGGUGUUAUUUGCCCGGCGGAGAACAUAAAGCUUUCGAUCGAAAGAAUGGCUCAAGAAAGCUGGAAUAGAGGCACCGAUGGCACGGGAUGCGAAGCCCCAGAAGGUAUAAAGCUUUGCGCGAACAACUGUGGAUUCUUCGGCAGUUCUGCAACGAGGAAUCUCUGUUCAAAGUGCUACAGAGAUCUCAUCUUGAAGGAAGCGCAGGCCACAUCUGCCAUGGCUGCCGUCGAGAAAUCCUUUGCCGUAGGCUCUGUAGCGACCGAUACACCGCAUGUGAGGCCGCAUAUGGAUGAGCCAAGCCGUUCGGAGCUUUCCGUGGACGUCGCGGGACCGUCAUCAAGUCAGGCCGUUGCAGAGUCUUCGUCUACGCCGCCGCCUCCUGAAACUCCCAAUCGCUGCUUUUCCUGCCGGAAACGCGUCGGUCUUACCGGCUUUAAAUGUCGGUGCGGAAAUACUUUCUGCGGCGUGCACCGCUACGCCGAGAAACACAGCUGCACCUUUGAUUUUAAGACCACCGGUCGUGAGACAAUAUCCAAGGCCAAUCCUGUUAUCAAAGCUGCCAAAAUUGACAAAAUCUGAAUGGUUUAGUGGUACUAUAUGUUAUUGAAACUUCGCAAUGCCCUUCUCAGUCUUUCCUGUAGUGCGGCUGGUCAAACCGGUACCUCUUCAAUGCAUAAAUUUUAAUUUUGCUUUUGCGCUUAGAUGAUGCCGAUCCAGCUUUGAUGGGGAGGGUUGCAAACCAUGGGGGUGAUACGCUUUGUAUAGUUCUGUGACCCCAGCAGGUCAGGGUUUUACCAUUUAUUGCUGCCAUUUUACAUUUUAGACUUGUCAAGGAACGCUUUUUUAUUAAGUUCUCCCAAUCAAGUAUAUGCAGAAGUUGCUUUUGGAUUGAAUGUAGUGGAUGUUAAAGAUAUAUUUGUAGCAGAUCAUCAUGAUGGUUUAUAGAAUUUUAGUUCCAAGUA